Molecule: messenger RNA, 793 nt
Organism: Larimichthys crocea (large yellow croaker)
Lineage: Eukaryota; Metazoa; Chordata; Actinopteri; Sciaenidae
Gene: crabp2b
Product: cellular retinoic acid binding protein 2, b
Exons: 4
Coding region: 163-591 (142 amino acids)
Molecular function (GO): lipid binding
Source: RefSeq, a predicted model, not a curated record
UCAGCGGAGGAGCAGAUGCAGGCAGAGGAGACGGCUUUACAAAUCGUUUAACAGAGAGGGACGGACAGACUCGAGCCGGAGAGCCUGCAGCCACCAUCGGCUUCUAAUCUGCAAAAAAAUAAAAAAUAAAUAAUAAUAAUCUCUGAGACUGCUUGCAUCAAAAUGGAGAAGAAGAUCACAGAUUUCUCAGGAAAAUGGAAAAUGAAGUCUUCGGAAAAUUUCGAGGAUCUCUUGAAAGCGUUGGGUGUGAAUAUGUUCUUGAGGAAAAUCGCAGUGACAGCAGCCUCAAGCCCAGCAGUGGAAAUCACCCAGCAGGGAGAGAGUCUGUCCAUCAAGACAUCCACCAGCGUCCGCACUACCAACGUCUCCUUCACCGUGGGUCAGUCCUUCAGUGAGGCCACAGUGGAUGGACGUCCCUGCACGAGUUUCCCUAAGUGGGAAACAGACAGCAAGAUCAGCUGUGAACAGACUUUACAGAAAGGCGAUGGGCCCAAGACAUCGUGGACCCGAGAGCUGACUAACGAUGGAGAACUGAUACUGACAAUGACUGCCGGGGACGUUGUCUGUACCAGAGUUUAUGAGAGGGAAUGAGGAAAUUCUUUUACUGUCAUACUGUCAUACUAUACUCCUGUUUUGUGCCUCAUGCAUGGUUUACAUUUACUUGCCUUGUUUUCCCCCUUGCCAGUCAGCUCUUGCUCAAACCGUGCACCGCAUAGAGAAUUCUUCAGUUUACACGAAUGUACUGCAGUGUCUAAAUCCUUUUUCAAGAUGUCAAUAAACUGUUUUAUAUGAA